Gadus chalcogrammus (walleye pollock) is the source of this 309-nucleotide messenger RNA. Its product is annotated as small integral membrane protein 36-like. The record is from RefSeq and is a predicted model, not a curated record. The transcript has a single exon. The coding region runs from base 1 to 309 and encodes 102 amino acids. Lineage: Eukaryota; Metazoa; Chordata; Actinopteri; Gadiformes; Gadidae.
AUGGGCUUCCUAGAGAACUACCAGGAGAUCGACCCGGUCACCCUGAACCUCUGCAUCCUCAUCGCCAGCUACGUCAUCCUGCUGCUGGUCUUCCUCAUCUCCUGCAUCAUGUAUGACUGCCGCGGCAAGGACCCCUCCAAGGAGUACGCCCCGGAGCCCCAGCCCACCCAGUCGCCCAUCCGGCUGGUGGUGAUGCAGAGCACCCCCGGCGCCGCCGCUGCCGCGCGCUGGGACCCCACCAGCAUCAUCCCCAGCUACCACGACUCGCCGCAGGCCGACUCCCGCCCCAAGAAGAGCACCACGGUCUGA